GAAAACCCCCCCCUGAAACUCCUAUCAACUGAUUCACUACGGACUUCGCAGGCGCAGUAAUCCGGGGUCACGUGCUCCACUCCGCUAGCCUCAGAAAAAAAGCACCCGGCGAGGCCUUACCACCUACGGAGUCCCUAUACCUCCCUCUCAUCAAUUGCCCUUCCCCCCAACCCCUCUGCGACCAUGCAGAAGGUAAUCCGGCGUACUAUUCUGGCAGAGAAGCAGGCUGCCCGACGCCUCGCGAAACGAAAGGACAAGGCAACGAGAGAAUGGGCCAAGAUCACCCGGGAAGAAACAAACUUUGUCCGCAAGGAUGAGAGCUCACAGAUCAAGGCCGCCAGGCUAGCUCAGAGGGAGGAUUGGGAAUUGGGUCCGCUGGCGCCAAAGAGAGAUGUCGGAGAUGCUAAGGAUACGUACGGAACCAUCAUCUCGCAGCGGACGAGAGGACAACCGCUGGAUAUUAGGAAGAGGGAUGAGGUUUUGAAGGAUGUCGGCGGACGGUACCUGAACAUCGUUGCCGGUGAUAGAGUGGUCUUGCUGGAAGGAAGGGAUAAAGGAAAGAUCGGGAAGAUUACCUCGACGGAUGCAAGGAGGGGAACUUGCACUGUUGAAGGGCUGAACAUGGUCGAUGUGGCAGUCCCUCAAUGGAUGAUCACCGCCGAAGAAGCAGACAAACGCCCUGUCCGCUCCAUCGAGCAACCUGUCCCCUUGACCUCCGUCCGCCUCGUCUAUCCGCUCACCGAUGCCGAAACUGGCGAGACCCGAGACGUAAUCAUCAAGAAGCUCGUCAACACCUCUUUCUACCACGAUCGGGAGACAAAAGCUACAUACUGGAAACGUGUAAUCCCCGGACUGAACAUCUCAAUUCCCUGGCCGAAACAGACUCCCAAAGAACACAAAGACUACGACUGUGAUACGCUGCGGUUGGAUGUCGAAGUCCGCAGCUUUGUGCCGACAUUGUUGAGACCCCCGAUGCCGUCGACUGUUAUUGACGAGUUGAGGAACAAAUACUCGAAAUUCAGAACUAGACAUGACCCAGAGUACAUAGAGGCGAAGAUGCAGGAGGAUCGUGAGAAGGAAGAAAAGAAGAAACAAGAAAAACUGAUGAGAACACCUCUGCAGGACUUGAAUAGAAAGGAAAGACGGAAGAAGAAGGCGAAGGGCAAAGGCAAGUUGACACCACAGAUGUUGGAGAGAAUCGGGCGGGUUAUCGCCCAGAAGAAGCAACUGGCUCUCGACGCAGCUGGAGUGUCACAGGAGGGUGCCGCUGUCGCCGCUGUAGCAUGAUGUGUAUAAUAUCUGGAUUGGGCAUGUACUGCAUAUGGGCAUUGAAGGCGUUGCAAGAUGCGUACGAUACGCGCACCAGACUAUCUCUUCUUGAUUCGAGAUCUGUAUUGUAUAAACUAUUCCUAUGUGCCUAGCAAAGUGAGCUUCUCAAAUGCUGCGACGUGAGGUGGCUCUUUGCGUUUGCUCGCAGCCUCGAUGCUUUCCUGGAGAACGGCAUCUCCCCCAACAGGUCGGUAUGCGUUCUCCUCGCCCGAUACCUCAGCCUGCGGAGGCUCAUUCGUGCCAAAGACCUCAGGGAUGCAGGCCUGGCACAUAGAUACCACCUCGGCCAAACCCCCUUCAACAGCCCUAGCACGUUCCCACAUUCCUCUCCUCACCAAACCAGUCACCAAUCUGCCCACUUCUCCUCUCACACUCUCCACCCUCUCAAUCAAUCUCCCCACACUAGCAACCAGAUACUCCUCCUCA
Molecule: messenger RNA, 1755 nt
Organism: Amorphotheca resinae ATCC 22711
Lineage: Eukaryota; Fungi; Ascomycota; Leotiomycetes; Helotiales; Amorphothecaceae
Exons: 2
Coding region: 184-1287 (367 amino acids)
Biological process (GO): translation
Cellular component (GO): mitochondrion; ribosome
Molecular function (GO): structural constituent of ribosome; RNA binding
Source: RefSeq, a predicted model, not a curated record